Molecule: messenger RNA, 899 nt
Organism: Xenopus laevis (African clawed frog)
Lineage: Eukaryota; Metazoa; Chordata; Amphibia; Anura; Pipidae
Gene: enkur.L
Product: enkurin, TRPC channel interacting protein L homeolog
Exons: 5
Coding region: 25-822 (265 amino acids)
Cellular component (GO): axonemal microtubule; cytoskeleton; acrosomal vesicle
Molecular function (GO): calmodulin binding
Source: RefSeq, marked provisional
CUGAGAGGAGGCUAAACUGAUACAAUGAAGGAGAUGUAUCCCAGUGAGAGUAUUUAUAACCUUAUCCCCCAGGAAGAGGUGAAGGUUUCCAAGCCGCCCAGAUAUGUAUCAACAUUCCGGGAAUCCGUCAAAGUUGAAAAUAAAAAAGUCAAAGCUGCCCACAAAACCAUGGGACCAGCAAAGGUAGAGCCACCGAUCCCUGGGGAUUUCCUGCAUAAACAUACAAAAGAGUUCAUGUUGGCUGAAAAAAGUGCUUCCAUGGAUCCCUCAGAGAAAAUCCCAAGGUGUCUGGAUGAAGAGAAAAGGCGCCCCCCAGUUCCCCACCACACAGACCAUCCAGUCAUGGGAGUGCAUUCAAACAAGAACUUCAUCAAGACCAAUGUAGCAGAAGCAGUCAUGGCUGUUCCCAAGAAGCCACAACCAAUAUCUGUUGAUACUAAGAAAGGAGAUAAGCAUGUGCUUGAAAGUUCUGGGCUUGUUCCUAAAUACUUGAAAAAAAAGGAUUAUGGUGAAACUCCUGAAUACAUAGUAAAGCGAAAUGAAGAAGUAAAAAGAGCCCAGGAAGAGUAUGAUGCUUAUGUAAAAGAGAGACUAAGAAUGGGAGCCAUGAAGCAGCUGUCUGAUGAAGAAAGGCAAAGCGUCUUAGAGGGACUGAAGAAAAACUGGGACAAACUGCACCACGAUUAUCAAGCACUGUCGGUUGUGAUUGAUACGCCACCAAAGAAGGCACACAAAGAAAGACUUGAAGCUGAAAUGAAACAGUUAGAGAAAGACAUUGAUCGACUUGAAAGGCACAAGAUUAUCUACAUUGCAAAUAAUUAAAUGCAGUUUAAAAUGAACCCGCCUUACUAUGCAGAGCAUCACUCUGGAACCAACCGAAUAAAGAAUACUUUUGGGAA